AUGGCGGACGUGGCGGGGGAGACUUGGGAAGGAGGCACGGCGGAGGCGAGGAAGGACAAACAGAGAAAAAAGAAAAAAAGGAGACACGAUACCUUCUGGGACUCCAUCGGCAGACCUCGAUUUGUCAUGGCGCCAAUGGUGGAUGCCAGCGAACUUGCAUUCAGACUCCUGGGAAGACGCUACGGUGUAGACCUUGCGUACACUCCAAUGAUGCACAGCCGGCUCUUCGUCGACGACCCGAAAUAUCGCGCUGUUCACUGGCAGACGCUUCGCUCCUCGAGUGCGGCGACUCGGCAGGCCUGCUCCGAGGACGAACAAGAAGAAGAGAAAGAAGAGUCUGAAUGCGCGAGGCCACCCUUCGUUGACGGCACAGGAAGAGAGACUGACGAGCCAGUCUUUGUUCAGUUUUGUGCCGUCCUCGACGAGGCGGGUUCUCUCUCCGUGGUCCUAGGCCUUCCGUUUAGCAGGGAAAAAUUCCGCUCUCUCACGCUCCUCGGCCUCGCGCCUGUCCGCGUGCAUGCAGGAGACUCCCCAGAGACGCUCUUGGCCGCUGCCCAGCUGGUGGAAGACGAAGUCGACGCCGUUGAUCUAAACUUUGGGUGCCCACAGGGCAUUGCACGCCGCGGCCACUACGGCGCCUUUCUUCUCCACGAGUCAGAACUUCUCAUUGACAUCGUCUCGACGCUCCACAAACAUCUGAGGACUCCCGUCACGUGCAAAAUGCGAAAAGUGUCCCCGCGGCCGACAGCUGCACUGCCGCGCUCGACGACGGCUCUGGUCCUCGACGAAGAACGAAGAUUGCAAGACACGCUGAGACUCUGUGACGCUUUCGAGGCCGCCGGCUGCGCCUGUCUCUGCAUCCACGGCAGAACAAAGGAGGAGAAAGCCUCGCUGGUGGGACCGUGUGACUGGCUCGCCAUACGCCACGCCAAAGAGCGUCUGUCGAUUCCAGUAAUCGCCAAUGGAGGCGUCGAGACAUACGAGGAUGCUCUGCGGUGCCUCGAGUUCACCGGGGCGGACGCUGUGAUGUCUGCUGAAGGCCUGCUGGACAAUCCGCUGCUCUUCGCUCCUUCGCGCUUUGCGGCGCCUUCCGUCUAUGCGUUGUUGUCGCCUUCGCUCUUCGCUCUCUCCCCGCUCCUGUCGUCCUCCUGGCGAGACCACCUGAGAAGGAGGCUGUCUCUGCCGGCUCGCCGGCAUCUCCACCUUCCCCACAGUCUCGUUCCGGUGGGGUUUUCGCCAAGCCUUCUCCACAGGUGUCUCGUGAUGCAGGAAUAUUUAGAUCUCUGCAUGCGCUACCCGCCGCCGCACUCGAGCUUCAUCAAGUCGCACCUUUUUCGAUGUCUGCAUCCGGUGUUGGUGGACCACGAGGAAUUGCGGAAUUCUCUCGGCAAGGCGUGCGACUUCGACGAGUUCAGCUCCAUCGUGAAUGCGGCGACCGAGCAGGCGAGGCAAACGGCCUACUCUUGUUCGGCGCCCACGCCGGCUGCCAACGAAGGCGCAAGUCGAGAGACAGACCGGAGAUGCGGAGAAGCGGAGACAGGCGACACUGAAAACAGAAGCAGACAGAAGGCGACGUGGUAUCGGCGACACAGGACAAACCUCGCAAGAGCGCUGAAGAGGGAACAGGAGGCGAAAGAGGUGCUCAUUUGGGGCCCCAGCGAAGAUGAUGCAGGUGGAGAUGUCUUCUCCAGUCUUUUCCUCGAUUAA
Neospora caninum is the source of this 1707-nucleotide messenger RNA. Its product is annotated as dihydrouridine synthase domain-containing protein. NCBI's taxonomy places the organism in Eukaryota, Apicomplexa, Conoidasida, Eucoccidiorida, Sarcocystidae. The transcript has 10 exons. The record is from RefSeq and is a predicted model, not a curated record. Gene Ontology annotation, molecular function: flavin adenine dinucleotide binding; tRNA dihydrouridine synthase activity. Bases 1 to 1707 code for a protein of 568 amino acids. Gene Ontology annotation, biological process: tRNA processing.